AUGGCGUUCAACUUCAACUGGUCGCCGUUGAUGGCGGACGCAAGUUUCUACACUCGCGCUCAAGAUCUAUUAACGGCUGCGCUCAAUAAAUCCCCCAAGCCGCCCAUCAUCGUCGACGACAUCAUCGUUACCGAGUUAAAUCUCGGUUCGAUCCCGCCCGAGUUGGAAAUCUUGGAGAUUGGAGACUUGGCUGAAGAUCGGUUUAGAGGCAUUUUCAAGAUGUCCUAUUCGGGCGAUGCCUUUCUCACCCUGAAAACACGCGUCCAAGCGAAUCCGCUCAACACGUACCUCCUUACCCGACCGUCGUUUGCCUCGCCGCUGCCGCUGGCUGCCGCCAAAAGGGGAUCACCGUGGUGUUCCGAAAUGAUCCCGCUCGAGUCGCUCAAAGUUUCAUCCACCUUCGAUUCCAUCCCGUUCGUGCGCGACUUCCUGCAACGAGAAAUCGAGGCUCAACUGCGAAUCCUGUUUAUGGAUGAGCUUCCCGCCAUCAUCCAUCGUCUCUCGCUCCGAUUAUGGGUCCCAGAAUAUCGCGCCGGGGAAGAGGAUCAGGAUCAGAACACCAACACUGCCGGCGAGGGUCCUGGUCAAGAUCCAUUGGCCAGUCCUCCGCAAGACCCAGUGGACGCGCUUGGAAACGCUCUGAAUGAAUCCGAAAUCGCGUCGCUAUCGCUAGACUCGUCCGUCGAGACCCAUUCUCUGUUCUCACAAAAGAACCUGCUACGAUUGGCCGCCCUGACCGAUUCGCAACGAACCCUCUCGCUCUUCACGCCAUCGAUACAGGAAGUUGUAUACCGCGCAUGGACCUCUCCUUCCGACCAAGGCGAUAUCAGUGGCGGCGUGACUUCGCCGCUGAGCCCCGCCCUCUCGAGAACCCAGUCGCAAGUAGGCGGAAUGUCCUCCUUCCAGGACAAUGCGAGCACGAUAUCAUCCUAUAGCCGGACUUCGACCUCUACCCACACUUUCAGUACCUAUGGUCUGAACUUAGGAGCGGGUCGGCAUUCGAAGGCGCAUGCGCGAAAGAGGAAGAAGCGUGUUGUUGAUCUGCGCCGCCCUAAACAGCCGGAAUCCGAGACCGCUAGUGUCACCGAUGAGAGUUCGUUCACCGAGACCACCAGCGCCCCCUCUGUACGCUCCGCUCCACUUCCUCGGGUCAACGAGCAGCCCGAUGAUCCGGUUACGCCUCCUCUAUCUCCGGAUAGCGACUUCCAUCUCCCGCCGAUUCCCGAGCGACACCGCUUUAGCAUCUCGCGCCCUGCCCUCCGUCGCGACAUCGCGACCGAAAUGUUGCGCGAGACCGGAGAGUCCUCGUCAGAGCCUGCUAGACGCCAUGCCGAAGUCGACGAUAUCGAUGCGACUCCUCGGACUAUCAUUCGGCAUGAGCCAUCCCGAUACGAAGGCGAGAAGCAGGAAGCAGGCCCCUCGCGACAAUUGCCGUCAACGAUCCUUCCCUUUACGGAGGAGAAGUCAACUCCUGGCCCCGUUGACCAGGCUCUGGUUGAGCGGAUUGCGGGUGAGAUAGCCCGCCGUAUGCGGGAAGACAAGCUGAUGGGCACCAACUCGUGUGCCUUUUGGAACCGACCCGGGCAUGAAGAGAGCCCUCCACCUGCCUACGGGCAAUAA
Molecule: messenger RNA, 1620 nt
Organism: Aspergillus terreus NIH2624
Lineage: Eukaryota; Fungi; Ascomycota; Eurotiomycetes; Eurotiales; Aspergillaceae
Product: MDM34 family protein
Exons: 2
Coding region: 1-1620 (539 amino acids)
Biological process (GO): mitochondrion organization; phospholipid transport
Cellular component (GO): ERMES complex
Molecular function (GO): lipid binding
Source: RefSeq, a predicted model, not a curated record